UCAGUGCACACAUUUUCUCUUAAGUUAUUACUCAUAUUCAUCAAACACCUUAUAAGAUGUCAUAGGUCUAUACAUUUUAUUGUGUACUAUACAGAGUACUUUUGCACUGCUCUUUUUCUAUAUAUUUGUUUCAAUUAGUUUCUCUGUUGUAUUAUUCUGUAUUUUUAUAACCACCAUAAAUUUCAUGUUUGGUUCUAUGUCUAUGCUAAUUAUGUUCUUGUGCUGCCAGAACACCAAAGUACCUCUAAAUACUACCCUAACUCUUGAUAUCUACAGUAUCAUCCAAGUCAAAUUAUUAAGUGAUCAAUGAGGGGAAAAAAAACACACCAAGUCACAACAUGAUCAAAUGUUCUGUAGACCUUUAUUCUGGAACAUAAUAAGCUCACUCAUCUGUGCCACAUUCACAAUAGGCUAAAUAAUUUUUUUUGUCCAUUAUUUCGUCUGGAGAUGAGGAUGCAGAUGGACUUGCAGGUUGCAGGGAGAGGAAGGAUGAAUCCUGACUCGGAUUGGACUAAUCCAAUCCAAUCCACUUUAUUUAUAUAGCACGAUUUCACAGGGUUUCCAAAGUGCUGCACAAUACGAUAGAACACAAUGAAUAACAAUAUAGAAACACAACAAAACAUCAAGUAGAUAACUGGGCAGCAGCUGAGGUGGAUGUUUGUUGUAUGGCACAAGGCAUGCUUUACAUGCAUUACCUUCAAAUGUAAUGCCAUUUUUGAUGUGGACCUCCAAAUGCUGCCAAACUCUGCCUGGUUUGCUUGGUUUAAAAAGGUGUUUGGGACACAGGGGGCAGCAUGUUGUGCAGUGUUCCACUGCAGGUAUUCCAUCUGAUGAAAUAACUGAAAGAUGCAUCCAAAAAAGCACAUACAAUUUAUCAUGUGUUUAUAGAAUAUGAAAAGAGCAGUGCAAAAGGUUCAAGACCUAGACAUGGGUUUGGGGUGAGUAAAAAAAAGUUAAAUUGUGCCAUGUAGUUCUGCCACAUUUUGAUUUCACUUGUGCACUUAAACAGGUAAUAUCACUAAUUACGUGUUGCAUCGUGUUGAUCACAUUCGUGAGUUCAGAAAGAUGUUGUUUUUUUUUCAACUUCGUGCAUUUGUUGGGCAUAGAGCUUACAAAAUUGUUUCAUGUUACAUAUAGACAAAUGCGAACAGUUACUUUACGUUAUGCACUAAAAAGUUCAGAAUCCUUAGGUGUUGAUGUAACCACCAUUGGUGAAAGUAAACUUUGAAGUCAUCUAACUUAACAAGUUCACUCCCCCUCUCCUGUUCGUAUGUAUGCUCUCUCGCUGGUCUCUCUCGAAUUUAAAGGGCAGGUGAAAAUGACCCUCUUAAAAUUUCCUCUCCACCUGACCUGACAGUGGAGGUGUGCAGCCAGAUGCCUCUCAAUCUUGGCAGAGUUCUUGGUACUGAUGGACACCUUGAUUGGCUCUCACAGGAUUGACAGUUAAUCUGUAAUCCCUCGGUCAUGACUACCAGGUGCUUUGUUGUGAGGCAACAGUUUAUAUCACUAUCAGCCUGAGCACAAGUUGAACAUAGUCUGGAGCGUGCUAGUGUGUGGAAUACUUUUGUAUAAAGUUUAAUUCAUUUAUAGGGAAAUAACACAUCAAAAGGAAAGUGAAGUACACCUAAUUUGUGUCCUUACAUAUUGUCACUAGAGGGCGCCGUGGAUUUUCCCUAAAUUUAAAUUCUGACCUUUGUCUUUUAUUGUUUCCUUCAGAGACUUCAAGAUGUUUUUUUUUCUUGCCUCGAGUGCCACCUAAUCUUUUUCACACAAGGCCUGGGUGCACGCUUUUUAUUUGCUCCUCUUGGCCUCACUUCAAAGGUGAGAGGCAAAGUUUUUGCAGGGGAUGCUGCUGUGAAUGGGCUGAUCCACUGAUCGCAGGUAUUGUGGCUGGAGGAGGGAGCAGAGAAGUUAACCAACUGCCCGGGACUGUUUUGUGUUUUUAAAAACCUUUUGUUUGAAUUGACUUACUGUGAACAUCAUUUGUGUCAGCACUAGUGGAAGUAUGAAGAGGGUGUGAGAGCCCUGCAGUUUGUUUUUUUCGUGAUUUCAUCCAUCAGCAGCAUCGUGUGCGUCGGUGCGCCUCUCUGGUCCACAGUCGUCUCCUCUCUGCCGGAACAUGUGGAUUAUUUUGGCGUUUAUUCUGGCAGCUGCUGGUCCUGGUGGAAGUUUGGGAUGUCAGCUGCCCCACGACUGGAGACCACAGACAGAGGCUUGCCGUGCCGAGCUGGCGCAGAUCAUAGUCUUUGCCAAGGUGUUGGCACUGCAUGAGGAGUCUUACAGUGUGUAUAACUACUUGCCAUGGCAGUAUGACACCGACCUGUUCUUCUCCGCCGAGAUUGAGCUGCUGUGUGACCAGGCGUGGGGCAGCAUGCUGGAGGUCCCCGCCGGCUCCAGGUUUAAUGUCACCGGCUUGGGCUAUUUCCCCUGCUUCUCCUACAGUGUCACAAAAAACAACAACUACUACUUCUUCCUGAGAAUGGAUGAGAACUACAAUAUUGUCCCUCAUGGAGUGAACUUCCAGGACCCCAUUUUCCCUGACACUACAGAGAUGCACCGUAUGUUUGCCAGCCUUUUCCAGUUUUCCAACUGCACGUCUGGCACUCAGCUACACCACUACACCCCGGAGUGGGAGGCUCAGGAGGAUAGCCGGUUGUUGUGCUCCGCGGUGCAGAAAGCUCUGUUCGAGGAGGAGGAAAGGGUCAGGACCCUCUCCCAGCAGGUGCGUUCCUUGGAGAAAGCCAACGACCACCUGAGGGAAAAGGUGAAGAACAUGAAACGUCAGUUACGUCAGGCCCAACGAGAAACAACUAAGGAGCAGCAGACCCUCAGCCUCAAACAGCUUUACGAGCCUCAAGCUCACCCUGACCAGGAUACUACCCAGGACCGGAAGAAAACGCCACUUAAAAAGGUUCUCUCCAAGAGGCUAAAAAAAUAGAUUUUUUUUUUUUUUAGUUGUAUGCAAACUAAAUUUUGCUCUCUAUGAAAAUUCUGUGGUUAUUUCUAAAGAAACAUAACACAUUUCAAGAAACUUCACAACCAAAUUUGGCCAUUUGGUAGCCAAAACACUGUUGUUGUUUUAGUUGGUAGUAAAAUUGUCCUGUGUCGAGACUGUCAGCUACAAAGAGACCAUUCAUGCCUAUUCACAUUCUCAUCUGCAUACUUUGUGUGUGUGUGUGUGUGCGGUGUGUGUAUUGGGAGAGGAGGGCUUACACUUGACCUAUUAUGUGUCCCCAGAUGAACUAAAGUGAAGGAUUAAGUGCCUCGGAGAUAAAGGAUUUAAAUGGGUUCACAGGAGUAAAAGAUCGUCAUCUAAAUCUUCUCCACUCUUAUUUCACCCCAUUAGUCCAAUACAAUCAUCAUCUGUUUGAAUAACUCUAGCUGUUUCUCGUGUUAACCUUGAACUUUUACCUUUGUCUUUUGUUUAAUUCAGUGGCAGCACAAAACAUUUUCCUAACAUUAGACAAAGCUCAUAGCUGGCAAAUGCACUGUUGAACAAUAUGUGGGCAAUGUUAAAGCAUUGAAAAUGUAAUAUCUUGCUUUUUUUCUGUGCUGGACACAUUAUGCAUUGUAUAAAUAUAAGUAACAUUGUUUAAUUCAGAAAUAGUCUCGUCAAAAUGCUUCAAAUCAACCUCUGUCUUUUGAGAGUCCACAUUUGGGCAAGGCCUUUCAGUGAGAACCAGAGUCUAUCAUUUAUAAUGGCCAGUUAUUAAUUGCAAUGAGUGUAAUAAAGUAUGAAACAUGUUGUGAGCAUUAAUUGUUUGUAUGGAAAUACAUACUGCUCUGACAGUGUAUAUUAGUGUAUAGUUACAGAGGAGCAGCUAAAGUUUAAAAGACCUAAUGUUACAUGACAUCAUAUUUUCUCUACCUUUACCUGUUUACAUGUUUGAUCUAUUUAUACCCAAGAAGCAAUCCCAAAGUGUACUAAUUCUUUAAAUUCAGUGAAUUGUUUCCCAGGAGUGCAUUUUUUGUAUUUGAAAACAGGGUGCUGAGCGCUCAUUAAGUCCAGCCAGUGAGCCUGGUGCGAUACAGGAUUGGCUUUUUCUGUGUCAGAAAUCAAAGUUUGCUUUUAUUAUACUUUCUGUAUUUGCUUUUCUUAUUAUUUUGCUUUCUAUAAACUAUAAACAUCUGGUUUGCUUUGCCAAUAGCAUAAUCAUUUGUGCUAGUUAUUGUUUUUUUUUUUAAAUAAAAAAAUAAC
Larimichthys crocea (large yellow croaker) is the source of this 4198-nucleotide messenger RNA. It is a transcript of the gene ccdc3b, whose product is annotated as coiled-coil domain containing 3b. The record is from RefSeq and is a predicted model, not a curated record. Bases 2120 to 2938 code for a protein of 272 amino acids. The transcript is spliced from 3 exons. Lineage: Eukaryota; Metazoa; Chordata; Actinopteri; Sciaenidae.